Morone saxatilis (striped sea-bass) is the source of this 361-nucleotide messenger RNA. Its product is annotated as tropomyosin alpha-1 chain-like. The record is from RefSeq and is a predicted model, not a curated record. Gene Ontology annotation, biological process: muscle contraction; actin filament organization. Gene Ontology annotation, cellular component: actin filament. Gene Ontology annotation, molecular function: actin filament binding. NCBI's taxonomy places the organism in Eukaryota, Metazoa, Chordata, Actinopteri, Moronidae.
CCAUCUUUGUCAGAGUCUAGUCUCUCCACCAGUUUGCCAGGCUCUCAGGUCCUCUGUCCUGCACCCAUUUGUCUACCCCUCUCCGCUCAUUGUGCCAAAAGCCCAUUAAAUCUCAGCCAAAAUGGAAGCCAUCAAAAAGAAAAUGCUUAUGCUGAAGUUGGACAAGGAGAAUGCACUGGACCAAGCUGAACAAGCUGAAGCAGACAAGAAAGCAGCAGAGGACAGAAGCAAGCAGCAUGAAGACGAACUUCUGCAAAUGCAAAAGAAGCUGAAGGGGACAGAAGAUGAGCUUGAUAAGUACUCUGAGGCCCUGAAGGAUGCGCAGGAGAAGCUUGAGGUGGCCGAUAAGAAGGCUGCGGAU